This is a messenger RNA of Astyanax mexicanus (Mexican tetra), 1526 nucleotides long. RefSeq names its product DEAD (Asp-Glu-Ala-Asp) box polypeptide 47 (gene ddx47). Gene Ontology annotation, molecular function: RNA helicase activity; ATP binding; nucleic acid binding. The coding region runs from base 43 to 1455 and encodes 470 amino acids. The transcript has 12 exons. NCBI's taxonomy places the organism in Eukaryota, Metazoa, Chordata, Actinopteri, Characiformes, Acestrorhamphidae. The record is from RefSeq and is a predicted model, not a curated record.
UCCUGCGCAGUGUGCGAGUAUUCGGUACACGCUGCUGGAAACAUGGCGGAGGAGGAGCAGAGCAACGAGGCAGAAAUAAAAUCUGAAACCGACGAAACAGAAGAAAAUCCCACAGAGAAGAUCCGCAGCUUUAAAGAGCUGGGUGUAACAGAGGUGCUGUGUGAAGCCUGUGAACAGCUGGGAUGGAAGCAGCCUACCAAGAUUCAGAUAGAGGCGAUUCCAGUGGCUCUAGAAGGUCGGGAUGUGAUUGGGUUGGCUGAAACAGGCUCAGGUAAGACAGGUGCUUUUGCCCUGCCCAUCCUGCAGACCCUGCUGUCCCACCCACAGCGCCUGCACACGCUCGUCCUCACCCCCACUCGCGAGCUCGCCUUCCAGAUCGCAGAGCAGUUUGAGGCCUUGGGUUCCAGCAUUGGUGUUAAAACAGCUGUGGUUGUUGGUGGGAUUGAUAUGAUGUCACAGGCGAUGGUUCUUGCAAAGAAGCCCCACAUAGUAAUUGCAACUCCGGGUAGGCUGAUAGAUCACCUGGAGAACACCAAGGGUUUUAAUCUGAGAGCUCUGCGCUUUUUGGUGAUGGAUGAAGCUGACAGAAUUCUGAACAUGGACUUUGAAUCAGAGGUUGAUAAGAUCUUAAAGGUUAUUCCCAGAGAAAGACACACGUUCCUCUUCUCUGCUACAAUGACAAAAAAGGUUCAAAAGUUGCAGAGAGCCGCUUUGAAGGAUCCCGUUAAAUGUGCUGUUUCCACCAAAUACGCGACAGUGGAUAAACUGCAGCAGUACUACAUCUUCAUCCCGGCCAAGUACAAGGAUUGUUACCUAGUGUCUAUACUUAAUGAACUGGCAGGUAACUCGUUUAUGAUUUUCUGUGGAACGUGUAAUAAUGCCCAGCGAGUGGCACUGUUACUACGGAACCUCGGCAUCACCGCCAUCCCACUGCAUGGUCAAAUGAGCCAGAAUAAGCGACUAGGAUCUUUAAAUAAGUUCAAGGCGAAGUCGCGCUCCGUCCUGCUGGCGACCGACGUGGCGUCCCGUGGGCUGGACAUUCCUCACGUGGACUGUGUGAUCAACUUCGACAUUCCUACACACUCCAAGGACUACAUUCACCGGGUCGGCAGAACAGCUCGCGCCGGACGCUCGGGAAAGUCCAUUACCUUCGUAACACAGUACGACGUGGAGCUUUUCCAGAGGAUCGAGGCUUUAAUAGGAAAGAAACUUCCGGCCUUCCCAACACAGGAAGAGGAAGUGAUGAUGCUGGUGGAGCGAGUGAGCGAGGCACAGCGAUUCGCCCGAAUGGAGAUGAAAGAGCAAGGGGAGAAUAGGAAAAGGCCGAGAGGUGGAGAGGAAGAAGGGGAUGAUGCUGAACAGUCCAGCGGCGUGAGGAAGAAAGUGAAAGGAGGAAAAUUUGCUGGAGGGAAAUUUGCCAGAGGAAGAGGCAAGGGGUCCAGGAGAGGGCGCUAGAGUCCAACUUUCAUAUAUCAGAAUGUACAUAAAUUUUUCUCGUAUUAAAUAAAAUGCUCACUCUGACCUCA